Chrysemys picta bellii (western painted turtle) is the source of this 1256-nucleotide messenger RNA. The record is from RefSeq and is a predicted model, not a curated record. NCBI's taxonomy places the organism in Eukaryota, Metazoa, Chordata, Testudines, Emydidae.
CCCACAGGUGCGGGGCUGGGCCGGCUCUAUGGGGAGAUCAUGGCCAAGGUUUUUCCCGAGGGGAUCGUCUCCGAUGGGAUCCGUAUCGCCAUCGGCCCCGCGGCCUACGCCCUGGCCGGCGCGGCGGCCUACUCGGGCGCGGUGACCCACACGCUGUCGACGGCGCUGCUGGUGUUCGAGCUGACCGGGCAGAUGUCCCACGUCCUGCCCGUGCUCAUCGCGGUGCUGGUGGCCAACGGGCUGAGCCAGCGGCUCCAGGCCUCCUUCUUUGACGGCAUCAUCAUCGCCAAGCAGCUGCCCUACCUCCCCAAGCUGGGCGUGGGGCAGAGCGGGUGCGCCCGGACCCUGGGGUCCCGCCCGAGGCGGGGUGGUGGUGGCCGGAAGCCAGGACUCCUGGCCACUCCCUGCCCUGGGGCUGUGUGGGAGCCGGCACCCCCCCAGAGGGGACAGGCCCCUGCCCCAUUCCCCCCUGUGUUGUUUGCAGAGUGCCGGAUCUUGCUGGGCUCUAUCCGGAGGAAGCAUCUGGCCAAGCUGCUGUCUGAGCAGCUGAGCACGGAGAAGCGAUUCCAGUAUCUGCUCAGCCAGUCCGAGCUGCUGGGGACAGACGGAGCUCCGGGGACCCCAGAGGAGAAGCCAGAAGCGCCGAAGAUUUCUACUGAGCCGGGCGACUGGGAGACAUCCAAGGAGGAGGAGCGAGGCACCCAGCUGUCUGUCAAGAUGAAGGACGUGUGUCACUUGGUGGAGGACUGGGAGUGCCAGCAGCUGCAGGAGCCAGUCCGGCUGGAGGAGCUGCCCAUCGACCCGGCCCCCUACCGCCUGCUGGAGAAGGAGACCCUCUACCAGUGCUAUGACCUUUUCAACUUGCUGGGCCUCCGGACCGCCUAUGUCACCAAUGUGGGCCGGCUGGUCGGGGUGGUGAGCCUCCGAGAGCUCAAAGCCGCGGUGGAGGGGUCGGUCAAGGGCACCUUCGUCAGGGGCCGGCCCCACAACGGGGGGCAACGUGAGGGGGACCCGGACCCCAAUGGAGCCUCGGCCUAGCAGGGAUCGGAGCAUCCGGCCUACCCCCAAACCCGGAUCGUGAGGGGGGGCAGGGGAGAGAAAGCCCCCCCAGCGCCCCGUCUUUUCUCUCUCGCCCCCCCCCGCGUCCCACCUCCAAUACCCCCCCAGUAACCCCUAAAUUAUUAACCCCCUGUUUUCUGGAGCUGCCCCCCCCGAACCCUCCCAAUCACCCAGUAAAAAACGGGUUACAUUUUGUG